CCUCCCGGCUGGCGCCGGGGCCGGGGCGCGGCGGAGCCAAUGGGAGCGCUGGGGAGCGCGCGCCGGGUCGGGAGCAGCCUUGAGUAGUGCUUGGCUGUGCCCCUCCUGAGUGCUCCAUAGGAAAGCGGCGAUGAUCACAUUCAUGAACAAUUCGGACAGUGAGGAGGAGCCCUGCAAUGAGAGAACAUCCCUGAUGUCUGCAGAGAGCCCUCCAGUACCCUCCUACCAGGAUGGCCUGCAAGCCUCGGAAGCAGGGGAAGUGCAGGCACACAGGAAGCGGCGAGCAGGUAGCAGCCGUAGCCCAAACAAUAUUGCGGGUGGAGAAAUGCCUGGCUCGGGUGUUCCAGUGAGAGAAAGCGCCCCGGAAAAUGAAGAGGAGGAACUGACUCUGAAAUAUGGAGCAAAGCAUGUAAUCAUGCUCUUUGUGCCUGUCACCCUUUGUAUGAUUGUUGUCGUCGCCACCAUAAAGUCAGUGCGCUUCUAUACGGAGAAAAACGGGCAGCUGAUCUACACCCCUUUCAGUGAGGAUACCCCGUCUGUAGGCCAGCGCCUCUUGAACUCGGUGUUGAACACUAUCAUAAUGAUCAGUGUCAUCAUUGUAAUGACUGUGUUCCUAGUUCUGCUCUAUAAAUAUCGCUGCUACAAGUUCAUCCAUGGCUGGCUGAUCCUGUCCUCUUUGAUGCUGCUCUUCCUCUUUACCUACAUAUAUCUUGGUGAAGUAUUGAAGACCUACAAUGUGGCCAUGGAUUACCCCACUCUGUUCUUAGUCAUCUGGAAUUUUGGAGCUGUUGGAAUGAUUUGCAUCCACUGGAAAGGUCCCUUGCAGCUCCAGCAAGCAUAUCUCAUUAUGAUCAGUGCUCUAAUGGCAUUGGUUUUCAUUAAAUAUCUACCUGAGUGGUCAGCAUGGGUGAUUCUAGGUGCAAUCUCCAUCUAUGAUCUGAUGGCUGUUCUCUGUCCCAAGGGGCCACUGAGAAUGCUGGUAGAAACUGCACAGGAGAGAAAUGAGCCAAUUUUCCCUGCAUUAAUAUAUUCCUCUGCUAUGAUGUGGACAGUUGGAAUGGCAAAGCCAGACACAGCAGCAAGAGGAUCAAGUCAGCAGACAUGGGAUACAGCUGAGGAUGGGAGAGAACGCCACAGGAGCCCUUCACAUGCAGACUCUCAGAUGUCAGAGACGAGGAGUCCUGUUCCAACCCGCCCCAUCACUUCUUUAGAGGAGCUCGAGGAGGAGGAAAGGGGCGUGAAGCUGGGCCUUGGAGACUUCAUAUUUUACAGUGUGCUUGUUGGGAAAGCAGCUGCCACAGCUAGUGGAGACUGGAAUACUACGCUCGCCUGCUUUGUAGCCAUUCUCAUAGGUUUAUGCUUAACACUUUUAUUACUGGCUGUUUUUAAGAAGGCACUGCCUGCUCUUCCCAUCUCCAUCACCUUUGGCUUGAUCUUUUACUUCUCGACAGACAACCUUGUGCGACCAUUCAUGGACACCCUGGCCUCCCACCAGCUGUAUAUUUAGAAGAAGUGGGAGUUAGAGGAUUCUUUUUCAAGCUUUGCUGUGAAGUAUGGUACACUGUUUGGAAUAGGUCAUAAAGUUUUUACACGUAAUGCCAUAUAUUUGUAAGGAAAACACUAAUUCUGUGACAUGCUGUGUACUAAAAAUCUAAUAGUUAUCGGUUAAACUGAGAUUUUUCACAGGAUUCUUGGUGAAAAGCCUGGCUCCUUGCUGAUGUCAGAGUGUUACUUUUAUGUUAUUUGAUGUGCACAGUGGCUGUUGUGAGCACAGAAACCUGUAUGUAGAAUGGGACACUAGAGAGGUGAGGGGUCUGAUCUGGUCUGAUCUUCCAGAAGCUAAGGUGUUUUAGCCCUGGAACUGCAGACAACUUUAACUGUGCUGUGGAAUUUCUGAGUUUUCAUACAUUUGAGGUGUUGUGCAAACACGAGCUUCAAGUAAUUAGAAAAGCAGAGCAGGCAACGUGCACAGAACAGAGCAGCGUGUGAGCACUGGAGCAGUGAGGCUGAACUUCGUCAGUUGGCUGCUGUGCACACAACGUCUGUUGAAAGUGCCCCAAAUGCCUAUUUAUUCUGACCUUAGUUAGACAUAGCAAGCCAUGAUGGAUCUAGACAGGGUGUCAGUGGUGGGAUGCAUCCCUCACUGCAGCCAACAGCUAAUGGAGGCGGGGCUGCCCAUUCCAGCACACUGGAUCCUCAGCGUGGGAAAACAGAUACUUUACUGCUCUCUCCUCCCAAGGUUUUAUUUUUUUUUAAAAUAUUUUUCUGGGUCCAUACUGGAAUCCUCAAAUUACCCUAAGGUGGAAAUGACUGAACAACUCCAGUAAAUCAGACCUGUAACUCAUUGUGUGUGUUUCUGGUCUCAUUUCUGUGCAUUGUUGUAACUACUCCAAAGGAGGAAUUACCUUCCCUUUAUGAAGAGGUCCCUCUCUUACACUGAUUGAGGCUUGGUUUGCCUAGGUUUUUGUACAGUUUAAAGACUUUUUUUUUUCAUUACAAGUUUUAAAAUAGCUAUUUACUUUCAAAGGGACUCUUUUGGAAAUAUCCUGUCAUAGUUUGUAUCAAAAUAUUGGGGUGCAAACUUUAAUCUGCUGUUACAUUGCUUCUAGGAAUAGUUACACACACUCAAGUGAGUUCAUUAAAAAAAUUGGUGCUUGGUGCCAGUAAAAAAUAUAUAGGUCUGACUUAACCUUUAUGUUUUCUCCACCUUUGAAAAUGACUUUAUUUCUACUCUGAGAGUCAGUUUUUCAGUAAUAGCCAAGUUCUGUGAUUUUCUCCUUUCCUUUUUACUUGAGUGUUUGUUAUGCAAACAAGCUUUUUUUUCUUUGACAGCUGAUCAAUGUCAGAAUAUGUAACACAAGAUUUUGUGAAUAAUGCAACGUCAGUGAGAGAUGGAGAACUUUAUCUCUGAAAAACUUUUUAGAUAAGGCUUUGAAUUACACAUUUUUAAUGUAGUACCUUUUUCUAAUAAACUUGUUCCAGCUAA
Lepidothrix coronata (blue-crowned manakin) is the source of this 2986-nucleotide messenger RNA. RefSeq names its product presenilin 2 (gene PSEN2). Gene Ontology annotation, molecular function: aspartic endopeptidase activity, intramembrane cleaving. Gene Ontology annotation, cellular component: cell cortex; neuronal cell body; Z disc. Lineage: Eukaryota; Metazoa; Chordata; Aves; Passeriformes; Pipridae. Gene Ontology annotation, biological process: calcium ion transport; protein processing; intracellular signal transduction. The coding region runs from base 131 to 1507 and encodes 458 amino acids. The transcript is spliced from 11 exons. The record is from RefSeq and is a predicted model, not a curated record.